AUGAAGGUCUGUCUGAUCGGUGCCUCUGGUGGUAUUGGGAGACCAUUGGCUCUUCUGCUGAAGAUGAAUCCUGAAAUCGAUGAGGUUGCCCUAUAUGAUGUGCCUGGUGCGCGGUUCCCUAUUCCUGGUGUAGUAGCCGAUCUCUCGCAUAUCAACACUCAUGCUAAGGUUACGGGUUACCAAGGGCUGGAUGAAAUCGGCGACUGUGUCGAGGGUGCUGAUAUGAUUAUCGUCACUGCUGGUAUCGCUCAGAAACCGGGAAUGACGAGGGACGAUCUCUUCAACGUAAACGCUAGGAUAAUGAGGGACUUAUCCUUCAAGUUCGCGAAAUAUGCUCCUACUGCUCUGGUGUGCAUCAUGUCAAACCCCGAGACAGCUCUAGUGCCCAUCACGUGUGAGGUCUACAAGCAAGUCGGUGUCUUCAACAAGGGGAAAAUCAUGGGCCUGAUGAGUCUUGACGUGACGCGUGCAAGGACCUUCUAUGCUGAGGCCACCAAUCAAGAGGUCGAAAAGGUUGAUGUGCCUGUCAUUGGAGGGCAUGGUGGUUGUGCGAUUCUACCCGUCUUCUCUCACGCCACACCUUAUGUUCAACUCGACGAGGCUACCAUUGCCAAACUCGAUGAUCAUGUCCAGAACGCUGUAACUGAGGUCGUUGAUGCUCUCGCUGGGGCCGGCUCAGCUACGCUCUCGAUGGCCUAUGCUGCCAACAGAUUCGCUCAUAUCCUUAUUCAAGGCAUGAAGGGUAAACCAGCGAAGGCCGCUGCUUAUAUCAACGAGCCGUACGAAGGUAUUGAUUACUUUGCCCACUACUGCGACUUUGGCCCCGAAGGUGUGUCCAAGAUCCACAAGCUGGAUCUCUCUCCUUUCGAAAAGUCGAGACUUCCCGAGACCAUUGAUAAACUUCGUCAUGAUAUACAUAGGGGCUUGGAGUUCAUGAGAAGACCGUCGCAGAUUAUCUUACAGUAG
Perkinsus marinus ATCC 50983 is the source of this 966-nucleotide messenger RNA. Its product is annotated as malate dehydrogenase, putative. The transcript has a single exon. Bases 1 to 966 code for a protein of 321 amino acids. NCBI's taxonomy places the organism in Eukaryota, Perkinsozoa, Perkinsida, Perkinsidae. The record is from RefSeq and is a predicted model, not a curated record. Gene Ontology annotation, biological process: carboxylic acid metabolic process; tricarboxylic acid cycle. Gene Ontology annotation, molecular function: L-malate dehydrogenase (NAD+) activity. Gene Ontology annotation, cellular component: cytoplasm.